GGCGGCGCGAGCGUCAGGGCGCCGCGCGCGUGACAGCGUCACGGCGUGACGGCGUGACGGCGUGAACCUUGCGGGACCCGUGCCACUGCACCAGCCCCGGGCAGCAAGGCGGCUGGGCGGCCCGGUUGCAGACCCGGUUGCAGACCCGGUUGCAGAACCGGUUGCAGAACCGGCCCGGCCAUGGCGGUGGGCUGCGGGACCAAGUGUGCCAAGAGCAUCCUCAUCUCCUUCAACAUGCUGUUCUGGCUCUCGGGGGGCACCCUGCUGGUGCUCGGCGCGUGGGUCUUCCUGGACCCGGCCAAGGCGCACCUGUUCCACCUGGUGUCCGCGUCGCAGGCCAAGCGUGACGUCAUCUACUACCUGGCCUACGCGCUGCUGGCCAUCGGGGGCUCCAUCUUGGUGAUCGGCUUCUGCGGCUGCUGCGGCGCGCUGCACGAGCGACGCUGCAUGAUCGGCACGUACGUCGUGUUCCUGCUGUUCCUGGUGGCGGUCGAGAUGGGCGUCGCCGUGAUCACGUUCGUCUUCCGGGAGGAGUUCAUGGAGGGGCUGGAGGCGCGCCUCAGCGACCAGCUCGUCAACAAGUACGGCCUGGACAUCGCCAACCACUACGAGAGCAACAACGUCGCCAACAAGGACUUCACCACGUCGGUGGACUUCGCUCAGUACCGGUUCAACUGCUGCGGCAUGCGCAACGACUCGGACUACCAGCAGACCAAGUGGUGGGCGCGCGGCCGCGAGAAGGCGGGGCAAGCCGAGCGGCCGAGGAACGUGCCGCUCACCUGCUGCGUGCUCUCCAACUCGGAAGUGUCACAGACUGGAAGUCCCAUUAGCGUAGUUUCGCGGUCUUUCCACGGAACCACUGAAGAGCCGUGGCAGAGCCCGCAGCCCAAGCAGGAGCAGGCGUGCCAGGACGACAACCCCCGGGUCCACGAGCGCCUCCGCUACAAGCAGGGCUGCCUGCUGGAGCUGGUGCUGUGGUUCCGCCGCGAGAGCACCGUGCUCGUGGCCUGCUGCACGUCCAUCGCGGGGCUGCAGCUGCUGGGCGUGGUGCUCUCCCUCUGCCUGUGCCGCAACAUCGCCGAGGACGCGUCGGCCUAGCGGAUCGCCGCGGACGCCGAUGUGGAGCAGUCCCGCCACCAGUACCCGAUGCGGCACUUGGGCCCCGACUGAACCAUCAACCAUCGUGCGUCCGCGCCUUUGUCCGCGCCCUUGUCCGCGCCUCGGCUGGAGCCUGGAGCCUCGAGGGCCGGGGCCGGCCUCCCCGACAGAGACUAGAGACUCCACCAUCAAGUGCCAGAAUGAGGAAGGGCGCCGUGCGCGCUCCCCUGUAGGCAAGGCGCGUCGGCGCUUUAACCGAACUUAUUUUGAGUGUUUAGGGUUUUCAAACUGUUAUGUAUGGAGACAUGACGAUCUGCUGUCUUUGUUUUCAGAAAUCUUUCUCUGGAUUUGGCCCUUUUCUUUUAACGUUUGAGCAUCAACAACCGUUUCCUCUCGCCGCCGAGGAUAGGCUCAGGUGCGCAUCCAGCAUCCAGGACUCUUGGUGGCGCUUAUUGCCCAUUGGCAGGGGCAAACUAGUGCACAGAUUUGUGCCUACCUUCAGGCGGUCUGUCCAGUACCCAAGGAGGGGGUAAUCACCCCAAUGAAAGCUGCCUGGAUCCGCGCCUGGACAGGCUUGUCCUCUCAUUCUCUUUGGCCCCACAAUGAUCGCCGUGUCCGCAGCCAACCAGUCCGUCGUCCCGUCGUCUUUGGGAAGUCCUGGGACUGAGAGAAGCUCGCCGUCGUCGAGCCACCUACUCUUUCAUCGAGUGUCAACAUCAUUUUCCUGUGAUCUAUCAUUUAAAAAAAAAACUUUUUUUCGUCCAUGUCUCGGUACGUCCUUUGUAGGAGAUUCGUGUUAGUGAGUGAAAGAAUGAGUGAGUGAUUAUUGUUAGCAUUAAGAUUAUGAAUUUGAAUUGAACAAUGUGAUAGGCAAAUAAUCAAUGAUCCAAUCUUCUCAGGCUUCACGCCUCUGAUGAUUAUGAUCGGACUGCUGCACAAACACCACCCACCAAAACAGUUGGCCCACUAGCACUCUUUGUGGGGUAUAGUGGUGCACUCAAUGCUAGAUUUGUAGACGGAACUUUGUGAGUCGGCGUUGGG
Thrips palmi is the source of this 2139-nucleotide messenger RNA. RefSeq names its product tetraspanin-3-like. The transcript is spliced from 8 exons. The record is from RefSeq and is a predicted model, not a curated record. The coding region runs from base 181 to 1098 and encodes 305 amino acids. Gene Ontology annotation, cellular component: membrane. NCBI's taxonomy places the organism in Eukaryota, Metazoa, Arthropoda, Insecta, Thysanoptera, Thripidae.